Molecule: messenger RNA, 2374 nt
Organism: Bolinopsis microptera
Lineage: Eukaryota; Metazoa; Ctenophora; Tentaculata; Lobata; Bolinopsidae
Product: 3-oxoacyl-[acyl-carrier-protein] synthase, mitochondrial-like
Exons: 9
Coding region: 97-1350 (417 amino acids)
Biological process (GO): fatty acid biosynthetic process
Cellular component (GO): mitochondrion
Molecular function (GO): 3-oxoacyl-[acyl-carrier-protein] synthase activity
Source: RefSeq, a predicted model, not a curated record
AUUGUGUCAUAACAAGUAAAUAAAGAAAUUUAUAAAGACCUAAAUAAUUAUUACUAUCUCAAACUAUAUAAGCUUGAUUUCAUGUAGAAUUAUGUGAUGCUAAAAAGGGUUGUUGUCACUGGCUUGGGCUGUGUCACGCCACUUGGUAUUUCAGCACCUUCUACUUGGGAAAAUCUCAUUGCUGGAGCAUGCGGAAUUUCUCGCCUUGAAUCAGAGGGUAUUGAGCAUCUCCCUUGUCAGAUAGGUGGAUCUGUUAAAGAAUUUGAUGAAAGCAAAGUUCUGAAUGCCAAUGAACGCAGAAGUGCCAAUCGAACCACUGGGUUUGCUAUGUCUGCAGCAAUUGAAGCCACCAACCAGGCUUCUUUAGACUUUACUGAUAUAGACUGUGACAGGGCUGGAGUGUGUUUUGGGAGUUCCUUAGCAGGGUUUAUGGAAACAAUUUUAACUGCACGGAGUGUGAACGAAACACAAAAACGUGGAUACAGAAGAGUCAGCCCGUUUUUUGUCCCAAGAAUACUGGAUAACAUGGCAGCAGGAGCGAUAGCUAUGAGACUGGGUCUCCUGGGACCUAACCACAGCUGCGGUACAGCUUGUACGACAGGUGCCCAUUCGGUGGGUGAUGGUUACAACCUCAUUAGACUAGGGAUGGCUGAUGUGAUGCUGGCCGGUAGUGCUGAGGCUUGCCUCCAUCCUCUCGCGAUGUCUGGGUUUAGCCAGGCUAAAGCUCUCUGUACGGACAGUAACGAGAAGCCUCUACAAUCAUCUCGCCCAUUUGACGAGUCCAGGUCGGGUUUUGUGAUGAGCGAGGGAGCGGCAGUGCUUGUUCUGGAGGAGAUGGAGCAUGCUGUUAACCGAGGAGCGCAGAUACUGGCAGAAGUAGCUGGGUAUGGUCUCAGCGCUGAUGCUCACCACAUCACUGCGCCGCAUCCUGAGGGCAGGGGAGCUCUCAAUGCUAUGAGAGGGGCAUUGCAAGACGUGAAACUGUCAAGAGUCUCCUACAUCAACGCUCACGCAACGUCCACUCCUCUGGGGGAUUUAGCGGAGGGUACGGCAAUUCGUAAAAUAUUCAACCUCGACCAUGAAGGGCCAGGGCCGUACGUUAGUUCCAGUAAGGGUAGUCUAGGUCACCUGCUAGGAGGGGCAGGGUCAGUGGAGGCUCUGGUUUGUGUUCAGAGUAUAGUACAUCAAACAGUCCCCCACACACUCAAUUUAGUGGAGCCGUGCUGUGAGCUGAAUCACGUGACCACACCGAUAAAAGACGCUGAGGUUGACCACGUGAUGACCAACUCGUUUGGUUUUGGAGGCACAAACGCGUCCCUACUCUUUAAACGAUUUAGUGGAGGCUCUUAACUUUAAAAACGAUUCAGAAGACUAGGAUAGUGAGACGUAGGAUGGAAAUAGAGGUUUAAGCAUUGCAACAGUUGACAUACCUGGACGAGCAUGUUCGUUUACCUGCCCAAAAUAUAUAUGUACUAUUAGCCAAUUACAUCGUGGUAAUUUAUUAGUAUAUUUUAUAUUAUGAGAAUUGAGAAAUGUCUCGACUUUAAACGGAUUCCCUGAGGGAAUAUCAAUUUAGCGAGAUUUGAUGAAUGGUUUACUACGGAAAUAAAAAUUCUUCAGACAGCAACCUCUCAUAUUUAACUGUACCCUACCACUUCAUCAUUCUUGACAGCUGAAGGCGUUAUGUUAUUUGGAAGUUUCUGGAUCAAACAAACUGUCGUAAUUAUAUUAUGUUUUCAAAACUUUCUCCAGUUCUAAUAAAAAUCUAUGAUCAUUUUGGUGAGAUUCUCGCCCAUGACAUCAAAUCAGAUUAUUAACGAAAAUGAAAAGCUUCUUAAGAAAACAAAUCUGGAAAGCUGGUGACAAGCUCACAUUCCUUGAUGGGUGCAUACAUUUCAAUUCAGGUUUGAAAGCAGUUUAGAUUUAGCAAGCUUCGCCUUGGUCAGUACAGUUACAGCUCUUAAACAGCAUUAAAAGAGUGAAAGUUCUUAUACAGUAUUAAAAGAGUGGAAGUUCUUAUACAGUAUUAAAAGAGUGAAAGUUCUUAUACAGUAUUAAAAGAGUGAAAGUUCUUAUGCGAUACUAAAUGAAUUGAUUCGCCAUUGUGCUUGACAGUUACAUUUUGACAGUCCUGACGCGCGUUAUAGCGUGCAAUAUAAUCAAAUUAGUUUAAUCCACACCUUGGAUGGAACCGUUUAGGGAAUUUGUACAUGACUUUGAAAGCCAGUCUAAUUCUUUUUGCCAAAUUAAGAAAUUACCUGGUUUUUGCUCGGUUUAUGUGGUUGAUUGGUUGAUUUUAUGUAAUAUGUAUUAAAUUUGUACAUUUUUGUCUGAUUUAAAUAAACUUUGAAUUUCAAUGCUCAGCUGAUGUAGU